CUUGCUCUGUGAGUUGCAAAAACCUUGGGAAUUGGCGCUUCAUGGCCACCCAUGUUGAGGUUUAUGCUGGCAUUUAUGCCUUUGGCAGCUGCCCUUGGAAUUGGCGGCAUCUGCACGAGUCAGAGAGCAAGCACCUGUGUGGUGAGUACAAACCGAACGUUCUCUAGCAAGAAGGUUGUCCGACUGUCAGGAAGCAUCAAACACUUACAAUUCAGAGGGGCUUGGUGGCAGUGCACACCCCGCCUUUCAUCUGUUGAGAACAUUGUGAUCGAGAUCUAUGUUCAAGGUACAUUGAGUCUGCUAGAAGGCUCGUUGCUCCACUGCCCCACUGUUGUGAUUCAAGCAAAGAAUGUGGUCAUUUCGGACACCUCCGAGAUCAGUACCAAUGGGACCUCACAUAUGUUGGACACCGGAAGCCUUGGUUUGGCUCUGCCGCAGCGAGGAGCUUCGCACGGCGGCUUGGGAGGCACAGCCGGGGGCAGUUGUGUCGACGAUGCUCAGCUUGCAAAACGCCUGACCUCCUCCCCGCAGCAUGGCGACCCUUUUGCGCCCUGGGAGUUUGGCCGCGCAGGAGGUACGGCAGGAAAGCGUGGGGCUGGAGGAGGGCGCAUCCGGAUUCAGGUGGAGUCCGAAAUCCGUUUGAAUGGCACGCUGUCUGCUGCUGGUGUUGCUCCAGAUGAAUCUGACGAUGAUGAGAACGCUGCAUGUGGCUCCGGAGGAUCAAUUUGGAUUUCCAGCACAAGCAUUGUCCAGCCUGUGUCAAAUCCCCAGCCGACCACUGCGGACACCAGUGACAGCAAAGGUGAGGUCGAUUUUGUUGACGGCAUCGGUCCGGCCUCGACGCUUCAGAAGGGCUGGAUUCUGGCACCUGGUGGCUGCUGCCGGAAAUGCAUGUGCGGCGGUGGUGGACGUAUUCUCACUGAAGUUUCUUCUGGGACUGUUCCCAGGAACGUCAUCAUAGCUGGAGGCUGUUUCCGUGAAGUCUUGAAGAUGGAUGGCGAGGGCUGCCGUUGCGGAUCGGCUGGAACAUGGGCUUUCAGCAAGUGCCAAGGCAGACGACGUCGCCUAGUGCCAUCACCUGUGAGGCUGCCGUUGUUCAAAAGAUUUCGACGAACUCAACGACCUGUGCCACAGCCCAGCUCUUGCGCGGUUGCGACACUUCGCGUGGACAACUCCUACGCCGUGAAUCUGGCCGGAGCAAAGCUGCCUCAACCAACAUCACUGCCUGCAUUCACAAGUCCUCUGUCGUUACAGGUCAACGAUGCGUUGGUGGUUCCGGCGGAUCAAGAUGCGACCUGGCUCCUUUCUGGCCUGGCGAUGCUAUCGGAUCAAACGGGCUCCACGCUGAAGCACUUGGGACCUGGGCCCUUGGUCUUGAAUUUCAGCAAAACCAACGAUGGCCUCGAAUUGGCCUUCUCCUCGAUUCUGCAGGCUCGUGAGCUACAGAUUUUGGGCGCGCGGCAUAUCACCCUGCGGCAGAAUGCUGCCAUCGACGCCAAUGUUGCUAAUCUUGAGGCAGACGAAAUUCAUGCACACCAAGGAGCGCUUGGGCAGGGUGAAGGAGUCUUCAAGAUGAAGGCAAAUAAGGUGGUCUUGGGAAGUGGUCGCCUCCGUGCUGGCUCCAUCAUUGCAGAAGAGGAUUUGGUGAUCAAGCGUGGCAGUCGACUCCAGUCCAGCCAACGGCGCUGUGAUCAGCUUCCUGUUCGCUUGGAAGGCCCUUGCGACAGCUUCUUGUCAAGCGCUGACUUCGCCAAUCGAACAUGGCUCGAGAAUGUCAGCUUCGACAUCCUGCUUGCAAGCAGGAAUGGUGGCAUUGUGGUGGAGGAAGAGGCGGAGAUCUAUGCUGGAGCUUUCCUUCUCUGCAGCAAGAAAAAUGUCACAGUUCACGGCCUCAUCAGUGCACGGGGUUUGGGCUGUGCACCAAAUCGCGGUGACGCUCCUGGCACGGCGCCGCAGGUUCAACCGGAUGGCCGGCGCAGUGACUUAAGCUGCGGAGGUGGAGGGGGAGCUCACUGUGGCAAUGGAGGUGACGGAGUGCAGAAUAAAUCCCAUAAAGCUUGCCUUCACACGGGAGGCCUGAAAUACGAUGGUUGGUGGCAAUCUCCGUCUGGCAACCAACCUUCGAGAGUGCCCACUUGGUCAGCAAGUGGAGGCGGAGGUGACACAGCGGGUGCUGGCGGUGGCAUCAUUUGGAUCCAAUCUGAAGUCUUAGAGAUGCCCUCAAACAGUACCAGCAUUUCUGCCAGUGGCGAGGACGCUGUGGGGCGAGGGGAUGGUGGCGAUGGUUCUGGCGGUGGCGCUGGCGGCACAGUCAUUAUCAAUGCCACCAAAGUCAAUGGAAGCGCUGCCAUUGAGGCUGCAGGAGGAAAAGGCGGUGGAUGCAUAGGCGGUGGAGGUGGCGGUGGCGCCAUCGGAAGUGCUGGUCCAAACGCCUCCCAGGUGUGGGCUGACUACACCGGCAGCCUGCUUGUUCACGGAGGUGGUGGCGACUCCUCUUUGGCAUGCAGAGGCCUUCAUGUUGAGCGAGGAUGCGUGGGAGAACUGCUGCAAUUGGGAGUUUGCCCAGCGGGCCACGCGGGCGUUUUCUGUGCCGAGUGCCCGGCGGGCACCUACAACCCGCCAAACGAAAAGGAUCCACAGAACCUCACAGCCAUGUUCCGUAUGUGUGUUCCCUGCAAGAACAAGCCUUCACAGGGCUACUACACAACCACUGGCUGGCUCAACGAGACUUGCCCAUAUGCUUGCCCAUCUGGCUUUCCACCAAUGGAAGUCAACCCGAACUGCGAUGACCCUUGGAGCUAUUACUUCGCCAAGGUUGGAGGAGUUCGGGGCGUGGGAGUUCUCAUUCUGCUCGUGGCCGUCUCCUUCGGCUGGCUGCUCUCCCGCCAGCGGGUUCAGACACGGCGGCGUCUCCAAUGGUUGCAGAAGCAGCGCAAUACUGGCCAUCGCUAUGUCGGCAUGAAUGACGAGGAGAUGCUUCUCUUUGAAUCACUCCGUGGCAGGCAUCCAUUGGCUGACCUGGAUGUUGGCAACGCAGAGGGCACCGUUGGAGAUUUCGUGAGCGCCGUGCACAGUCUCCGCAGCCGCACGGUGGGCGAGUCACGGCCGCGGUGGCUCUUGGGCUAUGUGGUCAGCUGUUGGCGCUCUCUCUUUCGUGCACGGAAGAGUGUGAAGAAGGAGGCACACCUACUGCACAUCGGAGAUUUGCCUUACCACACUGCAAGAAUAUACCUCUUUGGGGACAACACGCCACGAGACCCUUGGCGACUGGGACAGGUGCCCGAGGAACUGCGGCAAUACAUUGAAGAGAGACGUUGGGCAAACUUUACUGCAGAGGUCAACCGCCUGUGUGCUACAAGGAUGCGUUUCCAGAUGGUGGCAGAGGGUGUUCUGAGAUGGAUCUAUCUACCUGUGGCUGAGUACAUCCGAUGGCGCCUUCGAUUCUCCCGAGCCGCUGAAGUCGCUGCUUUUGUUUGGUCUCGAAGUGAAGACUCCACACAUGAACAGACCAUUUGGAGGCUGAGCCUGGACAACUCCAGCCGCUUUGGCUUGAAGUUUGGGACUGACCGAGAAAUGACCUUGGCAUUCGUCGAUGUCUUGGACUACUGCAAGGCUCUUGAGAAUUGGGUCAUUAAGCCUCAGCUUCCCAUGCUCAUUGCAGCUGCUGGAGAUGGUGAGUAUACAGCACCGUACCACCUGGACUAUGCUGACCCUUUUGUUCAGUCAGUGGCCCAAUACCUUGGACGCCGCACUUGGCACCAGGUUCUACUGCCCUUCAACUUACUGGCAAGGCUACUUCCUCCGAACCCUACUGAGGAGGACGUCAAACCAUUGCGCCGCUCGAUGCAACGGGUGUCGAACAGAGCUUUGCUCCAAACGGAUAUUGAGUGUCAUGCAGUGUUGUUUGAAGUCUUGGUUCCAAAGACGAGCUUUGCUUCCAACAUCCGAAGAAGGAAUGCCGAGGUGACACCAACCCGUCGACAAGGCUCCUGGGAGAUACAGAUCAGCCACGUGGACCAGCCUCACGAUACGUUUCCAGGUACAGGUAAAGCAGGCUGGAACAGUGGCUCUGGGACUCCCACUGGAAGUCUCACACCAGCAAUGCAGUCUGGGGAGCAUGUCUUGCGGCGCAGACUAGCCUUGGUACUAACGCAGAGGACAAAGAACUCCUCCAGGGCUUGGUCAAGCACUUCCGCUACUGCUCUUCACGAACGACUGUCUCGUGUAAUUCCCUCCCCUGUGGGAGGUCUGGUAUAUCCGACAGAGUUCUUGAAUUUGGCGCAGUACUCUCCAGCCAUUUGUCCUUCUCCCAUACCUGACUUUCAGAACUUUACGGAUUUGCCAGAACUGGAUCGCCAGGAUACUGAGACGGCCUACCACGACUUCGACAGCCUCCUCAGGCAGCGAAGUUCAGGGCGCUUGGGCAACAGCGCACUAUCUGCAGCUUUCAGAGACUGCGGAUGGUCAGCUGAAAGCGAGCCGCUGUCGCCGCAGAUCUCAACCUACAGCAAUCUCGGUCCAGAUCCAUCUCCAGCCAGAAGUGCCCGGAUGAGCUUGCGCUUGCGGCGGGUUCAUUCGGCUCGGAGUGCCUUGGAGAUGCUGUUGGAAUGGAUCGGAGGAUCCUUCAUGCGUGUGAUUCAGCGCUUGGAGGCCAGCUUGCACUUUGUCGCUGCUCCCGGGAAUCAUAUCUAUAGCUGGUAUUUGAAAAGACUUCGAGCCAUCAGAGCGAUUGGUGGCGUGGGGCGACAGACUGGCUUGUACCUGAGACACCGAAAACCACGUGGAUCACAGGAGUCCACUCUUCUUUGCUUGAUUGUCAUUAUCGCCGUUGCGGUUUUGGGCUUCAUCGCGCAGUUUUCCAUUCUAUUCAGUGUACAGCCUCGCCAUGGAGCAUUCUUUGCAGCUUUGCUGCUACCACCGUUCGCAGACAUCUUGGCUCUUGUGAACACCACGCUUUUUGUGUGCGGUGCUGCGGACGGUACCACUGCCUGCCUCUUUGUGGUUGCAUCCAACUUGAAUUCCUUGAUUGGCCUUUUGUGUCGGCUCAUGGCCAUGGAGCGUUGGCGUUCCUCGGGGCUCUUCCAUGUCCUUGGUGAAUACUUGAUGGUGUUUGUCGUGAAAGUCUUGAUGUGCAGAUGGGUCAAUCUCAUGAUCGCCUUCGGGGAGGCGGAGCCUGCUCUCCUUGAGCCGGGGGGCAAUGAUGCAGACCAUGAAUGGGUGCGUGAUCAUGUUCUUUUUCGGCGGCCGGCUGCCAGCCCGCCAAAGGAAACGGCCGGCUCUGCAUCAGCCACAGUCUCUGCUCGGCCGCCACCCUUGGAGGAGAUGUAUGUGGAACAGAACUCCCGCAGCUGGUUGGUGAAGGGUUUGGACUCGUCGCGGACCCUCUCCGACAGAUUUGAGGAGGCACCUGAGCGGAUCAGCCCUUCAGAUCCAACGCUUCGGGGCAGCGACAGUGUCAGUCUGUCUGACGGUUGGACCCCACUUCUCCACAAAGUGAGUGGCAAACCAUCGUUUCAUAUAGAUAAAAAAGACUCAGAUUUUCCCUGAGCUUUGAGCCUUCUGCAAUGGCUCCUCUUCUCGCAAG
Molecule: messenger RNA, 5584 nt
Organism: Durusdinium trenchii
Lineage: Eukaryota; Dinophyceae; Suessiales; Symbiodiniaceae
Source: the annotation of a GenBank genome assembly